AUGGAGAGGUAUAGAGCAAGAAUUGGUUUGGCACAGGCUGUGGUGAAUGUGUCAAACAAGAUUUGGGCUUUUAUUGAUGAAAAUUUUGAGGUUACUAUUUUAUAUAACAUGACUCAACAUCUGACUUUGAGAUUGAUGCACUCUGAAAUACAUGUUGAGCUCAUCCUUACACUAGUGUAUGCCAAAUGUGAUUGCACUGAAAGAAUAGAACUAUGGGAUACGUUGUAUGCAAUGGCAUCAGAUAUGACAGUACAUUGGCUAGUUGGAGGCGACUUUAAUGUGAUAUGGGAUGAGGAAGAGAAAUAUGGGCGCUUGCCAGUUUCUCUCAUUGAAGUAGAUGACUUCAGACACUGCAUCAAUACCUGCAACUUGACAGGCUUGGGUUUUAAAGGAAGCAUAUUUACAUGGUGUAAUGGAAGAUCAGAGGAGGAAUGCAUUUUUAAAAGAUUGGACAGAUGUUUUGGCAAUAAUGAAUUGCAACAUGCCUUUCCUGGAUUGGAGUUAACUCACCUAUCCAAAAUUGGGUCUGAUCAUUGCCCAAUGCUGCUAAAAUGUGAUAUAGAAACUACGCCAAUUAAGAAGUUAUUCAGAUUUCUUAACUUCUAG
Molecule: messenger RNA, 606 nt
Organism: Nicotiana tabacum (common tobacco)
Lineage: Eukaryota; Viridiplantae; Streptophyta; Magnoliopsida; Solanales; Solanaceae
Source: RefSeq, a predicted model, not a curated record